AUGAAAGCCGCCCAAGUGACUAGCUGGGGUACAGCACCGCAAUGUCGCACAGUCUCGGACCUCCUGCCCCCUUCGCCUACGCAGGUGCAGCUCAGCGUGCUGGCCGUAGGCGUCCCGCGCGUUGUACAGAUUCGCGCCACGGGGAAACACCCCAGUGUCUUCGAUUCCCCCUUACCCUUCGAUCCUAGCAUCGAUGGAGUCGGACGUGACGAUGAGACCGGUGACCUCUACUUCAUUCACCCACUCGCCGCCCCUCUGCUAGCCGAGCGUGCCAAUGUCGAGCGCCACAACCUCGUGAAGCUCGCUCCGAACGCGGACCCAGUCGGCGUGGCGGCUCUGGCCAACCCCAUGUCCAGUAGUUGGAUUGCGCUUCGCCGGCGUGCUAUUGGUGGAUGCUUGGGUCGCACAGUGCUUAUUCUUGGUGCCACCAGUGCUAGCGGACGUGCCGCCGCCCUCGUGGCCCGAUUCUUAGGAGCUGCUCGUAUUAUCGGCCUCUCUCGUCGCGAGGACACUCUGGCCACCGUAGAGGGUCUUGAUGAGCGCGUGGUUUUACGCGAAUCAUUUGUUUUACCCUCUAGGGUCGGGCCGGUUCACAUUAUCCUCGACUAUAUCGGCGGGUCCGCUGCGGCAAAUGUGCUGCAGAGUGCCGAGGUGGUACCGGGAGAAAACCUGCAGUACAUUCAGGUUGGCGGACUAGCAAGCGACGAUACUCAUAUGCUGCAGCUUGUACCGCCGUACUUGAUCAAUGUCAAGCCGAUUUGUAUUAUGGGCUCGGGACUCGGCAGUGUGCGCCUCCAGGACCUCAAAGACGAGAUGCCAGACAUGGUGGGCGCUAUGAUGCAGAUGCAACCCCCGUUUGAAGUGGAGACGGCCUCUUUGAGUCGUCUCCAGUCGGUUUGGGGCUCGGCUAACGCUUCCAAGAGGCUGGUUGUCGUCCCGACUGCCCGGGAAUGA
Molecule: messenger RNA, 954 nt
Organism: Aspergillus affinis
Lineage: Eukaryota; Fungi; Ascomycota; Eurotiomycetes; Eurotiales; Aspergillaceae
Product: NAD(P)-binding protein
Exons: 1
Coding region: 1-954 (317 amino acids)
Molecular function (GO): oxidoreductase activity
Source: RefSeq, a predicted model, not a curated record